Messenger RNA from Scaptodrosophila lebanonensis, 671 nucleotides. RefSeq names its product cytochrome c-2 (gene Cyt-c-p). Gene Ontology annotation, molecular function: heme binding; electron transfer activity. Lineage: Eukaryota; Metazoa; Arthropoda; Insecta; Diptera; Drosophilidae. Gene Ontology annotation, cellular component: mitochondrial intermembrane space. The record is from RefSeq and is a predicted model, not a curated record. Bases 124 to 450 code for a protein of 108 amino acids. Gene Ontology annotation, biological process: mitochondrial electron transport, ubiquinol to cytochrome c; mitochondrial electron transport, cytochrome c to oxygen. The transcript is spliced from 2 exons.
ACAUUCACGAUUUCAGCUGCUUGGCUUUCAUUCGUCUGUUAACCACAGUUCGCAACGACACAAAGUUAGUGUUCAAUUCGAGUCCGUUUUAACACAGCUAGACAACUUUAAAAACCUAUAAAAAUGGGCGUACCAGCUGGUGAUGUUGAAAAGGGCAAGAAGCUGUUUGUGCAGCGUUGUGCGCAAUGCCACACUGUCGAGGCCGGUGGCAAGCACAAGGUCGGUCCCAACCUGCACGGUCUGAUCGGUCGCAAGACUGGCCAGGCACCCGGUUUUGCCUACACAGACGCCAACAAGGCUAAGGGCAUCACCUGGAAUGAGGACACACUGUUCGAAUACCUGGAGAACCCCAAGAAAUACAUCCCUGGCACCAAGAUGAUCUUCGCCGGUCUGAAGAAGCCCAAUGAGCGUGGUGAUCUGAUUGCCUACCUGAAAUCAGCCACCAAGUAAAGAGGUAGCAUCACAUCUGUAAUAAAAACGAGACCACACCACCUCAAGCAACAGCAGCAACAACAACUGUAUUAGGGCAUGAACGGAGGCGUGGCAUGCUGCCAAAAGAACGUGCUACCAGAUAUCAUUAAGUGUAAAGCCCUGGCUGAACUUUGUGUUCAAGUCACACAAAUAACUACAAACAAAAACAGCAACAACAACAAAAACAUACAGACCUUCAA